This is a messenger RNA of Exophiala oligosperma, 924 nucleotides long. RefSeq lists its product as uncharacterized. Gene Ontology annotation, molecular function: RNA binding. Gene Ontology annotation, biological process: endonucleolytic cleavage in 5'-ETS of tricistronic rRNA transcript (SSU-rRNA, 5.8S rRNA, LSU-rRNA); small-subunit processome assembly; endonucleolytic cleavage to generate mature 5'-end of SSU-rRNA from (SSU-rRNA, 5.8S rRNA, LSU-rRNA). Gene Ontology annotation, cellular component: nucleolus. The coding region runs from base 1 to 924 and encodes 307 amino acids. The record is from RefSeq and is a predicted model, not a curated record. Lineage: Eukaryota; Fungi; Ascomycota; Eurotiomycetes; Chaetothyriales; Herpotrichiellaceae. The transcript has a single exon.
AUGUCCCUCAAUGAUAGGAAUGUCUAUCUCGACCACGGUCCUUCCGACGAAUCAGACAAUGAUGCAGGUUACGAUUCUGAGGCCGCAGAAGUGUCCAAGACUACCAGAUCCUCGAAGCGACGGAAGAUAGAUCACAGCAGCCCUAUCAUUGAAGACGAAGUGCAACGGCAGACUUCAGUUUCUCCUUCGCCUUCUCAUGAUUUACCUGAACAGUCCGGAGACGAAGAUACCCAUACUACACACCACCAAAACACUCCCUCCGAGGUCGGGGGGUCGAAGAAGGCCUCGAAGCAGAAAAGCAAAACCAAGAAAGAGUUAACACCAGGCGUGAUAUACCUGUCUUCACUACCACCGUAUUUGAAACCAGCUGCGCUGCGCAAUCUGCUCGAGCAACGCGGCUUCAGCCCCAUUAAACGACUAUUUUUAACGCCAGCAUCAAAACACAAAUCAUCGUCCAAAAAGAACUCCCGGCAGCUUUACACAGAAGGCUGGAUAGAGUUUACAUCAAAGAAGACAGCCAGAAGAUGUGCUGAGAGCCUGAAUACGCAGCAGGUUGGCGGGAAAAAGGGCGGCUUCUACCACGACGACGUAUGGAACAUGAAGUAUCUGCGGGGUAUGCGGUGGGAAGAACUGAUGGCAGGUAUACGAGAAGAAAAGAGAGAAGAGGAGGGCCGACGAGAUGAAGACAGACGGGUAAUUGCUCGUGAGACAAAGAUGUUCGUCGAGGGCGUGGAAGAAGGCAGACGGAGGGAAGGUAUGAAGAGGAAACGAGAGAUGAAGGGUGCGACAAAAGACUCAGAUGCAGAUGCCAACAUUCAGAGAACAUGGAGACAGGCUGAGGUCAAAGGCAGAGAUAAAAGUGACCAGGUCAAGGAAAAGGGUAUCAGCGACGACGUACGGCAGGUAUUGGGCAAGAUUUUCUGA